GACACCACAUUAAGGCUUCUACUAAUGAUUACAGCGCGCCAUGGCACCUUUGUUCACCCUGAUUUCCAGCGCCGCGGCCUCGGUACGAGGCUUUGCCGCCACUGCAACGAGAUUUCCAACAAGCACGGUGCUGCUAUGUACGUCAACGCAAGGCCGGCGUCUUUGAAGAUGUUCCAAGAUGUUGGGUUUGAGGUGGUUGGUGAGUUGAGGCUUGACAUGAGCAAAUAUGGACUAGACGAGGACGUUAGUCACGUGUUGAAGAGAGAGCCUCAGCCACAGUAGGUGUCCACGUAGUCGUGGGGUUUCUGGGAAAAGUUGCACACUUCGGCAAGACGGGCCGUCUAGGCGUUAUCCUCGUAUCAUUGGCUGUAGACCGGCAUGGUGUUGCAGAAGAUCUGCGGGGCUUGGAAAGGUUUGUGAGAUACCCCAGGAUAGAGCACUAAUCUCAACACUGGAUGAAGCAUACUCGACAUCGCAAAUUAGAAGACAGUGUCUACUCCAAUCACGUUUCGUCAGAGGAUCUAUUUUACCCAGUAGCUGCUUCUGAUCUACCCUCCGAGAAUUUGCUUGGAGCGCUUUGUCACCGAUGUUUGGGUUACCUCACCUUACUCAGAAAAAACCGACCUGACAUAAGGCUCUCACGCACAACAUUCAGACUACCAACUUUUUC
Molecule: messenger RNA, 670 nt
Organism: Mytilinidion resinicola
Lineage: Eukaryota; Fungi; Ascomycota; Dothideomycetes; Mytilinidiales; Mytilinidiaceae
Exons: 1
Coding region: 25-282 (85 amino acids)
Molecular function (GO): acyltransferase activity, transferring groups other than amino-acyl groups
Source: RefSeq, a predicted model, not a curated record